GUUGUGGCGCUAGCGUCAAGUUUCGUCGGAAUAACCUAUGACAUCUACAUCUGAAGAAAGGAUCACUAUCGCCCUGCAAAAGAUAACUCAAAAGUUGGGGAAAUGUUUUCUCGAAAACGUUGAACAUAAAUGCAGCCAUAUUAGAUCUAAAGAUGCAACUUGGUUCAACAACAUUGUACAAGAUAUCGUGGUUGACUUUCAGAAGAAUUCAUCUGAAGCCUGCGCAGCUGUCCUCUCGCAGUACGAUAUAAAUAACAAGGAAAUCCUGUUGGAACAAGCUAACAAAACACUUAACCAUACGAAAUCCUGGCGACCAUCUGGAGAUCCUGAAAAAGAUAUCAGGGCUCACCUUUUGCCUCUCAGCAAGUCUUAUAUGGAAAAUUUAUCUUCUUGUUCUCAAGAACUGGAUUCAGAAUUGGGUAGACGUUCAGAGGAACUAAGGAGAUUACGUCAAACUCUUUACGAUGAAGUAAUUGAAUUUCGAUCUUUGGCUGAGAAAUUACAAAACUUAUCCAAGUCCACUAAAAGUUGUGGAACAUGUACUUCUGAGUUUCAAGAAUCACCUAACUCGAUGCUAGACAAAUAAAAAAAAGAACAAAAAAGUCUAACUUCUGCUCAUGAUUUUUGACUGUUUUAUUUCCUUAAUUAUUGAUGGGAUUGCAAACUUUCUAUACUUUUUUAUUUGUAACUCAAUCUUUAUUUUAUUUAUUUGCUUUUGUUAAUGAAAAUCAAUAAACGAAUAUUCAUUUGAAAAAAUAAAAUAAUUUAUGUUAUAAAA
Molecule: messenger RNA, 778 nt
Organism: Schistosoma intercalatum
Lineage: Eukaryota; Metazoa; Platyhelminthes; Trematoda; Strigeidida; Schistosomatidae
Source: the annotation of a GenBank genome assembly